UACAUUAUGAUUGACAGCUGCCCAACUUCAUGGUGGAAUCCACCAAUCAAGCGUGCUUGUAAGAAAAGCAAUUACACCGCUGACCCUCUCGUGGCUUUACCGGUUUUUGAUGUAACAACAAACGUUAGUUAUGCCAAUAUAUACUGUGCCAUGUGCAAUGGAAAGUCACGCAAUCUUCACUUCUGGAGUGUCAAGAUUGUACACGCGCCGUGCAGAAGUUCUACUUUGCAGGAUAUUAAAUAUACCGAUACCGUUUGGCAUACAAUACCGAUUGAUGCUAAAAAGACUGAAAAAUGUAUUGCAACACCUCUUGUGGCCAAUAGAAAACCUCGUCGUAAGAUCGAUCGUUUAUGUCGUUCAUACGCAAAUGUUAUUGAAUGGCUCGAUGGAAAUCAGCCGAUGCGUUUGUUAAAAAAUCCUCACUGUGCUUUAUUAGAAGAUGCAACAGCUCUAGUUAACAAAACCGUCAAUUGUCCAACCAAUGUUAAUGUUCCCAACGUCGGAAUCAGAGAUUAUUCAACGAUUUUCGUGUUCUCUAUUUAUGCAGAACAUUUCAAUGAUAGCUUCGUAAAGACCGUGCCUGUGAAAUUUAGUUGUCCUGUUCACACGUUUUACAAUCCGUUCGAAGAAAAAUGUUUGUUGGUACCCAGUAAACAUUCCUCUGUUGAGAACAAGGACACUAAGAACGUCUCUCACACCAACGAUGAAUCUCGGAGUACAACGCCCACUACGCAUGUACACGAUCCACGCAUUGACAAGGGCAAGGACACUAAGAACGUCUCUCACACCAACGAUGAAUCUCGGAGUACAACGCCCACUACGCAUGUACACGAUCCACGCAUUGAAAGCGGAAAAUCAUCGGAUUAUUCGCUUACUCUUCGCAUCACCACCUGUGUCGGAUUCUCCCUGUCAAUCACUGCCCUGCUCUUCCUGCUGAUGACGUAUUUCCUAUUCGCUGAGCUGCGCACAUUUCCUGGUAAAAUGGCGAUGCAGUUGUCAUGCGCGAUGAUAGCCCUGCAGUCAGUAUACUUUGCUUCAGACACGGAUGUUGUUUCCUGGGCAGUUUGUGCCGUGAUGGGAGCUCUGUUACAUUAUUUCAACCUGGUUGUAUUUCUAUGGACGGGCUGCAUCGCCCACGAUACUCACAAAACUUUCACAAACCCAAGUAAGUGUAUUGCGCUAUAG
This is a messenger RNA of Pocillopora damicornis (cauliflower coral), 1185 nucleotides long. RefSeq lists its product as uncharacterized. Gene Ontology annotation, cellular component: membrane. Gene Ontology annotation, biological process: cell surface receptor signaling pathway; G protein-coupled receptor signaling pathway. Lineage: Eukaryota; Metazoa; Cnidaria; Anthozoa; Scleractinia; Pocilloporidae. Gene Ontology annotation, molecular function: G protein-coupled receptor activity. The record is from RefSeq and is a predicted model, not a curated record.